UUACCAGUAAACUUUUGUGUUGUAGCCUGUGAUUCACGGAACACAGCGGUGAGAUGCUGAAAAAGAUAUUCUGCAGCCUUGUGCUUUUAUGUCUCUUAUCUUUCUCAGUAUAUUUCUGGUAUCAGUUGAGAUACUCAGAUGUUACUGAAUCGAGUAGGAAUGCUUUGCUGUCCAGUUUGAAGGAUUCCCAAAGUGAAGAUGGAUUAAUAAAAUCAGGAGUCGAUUAUAGAGGUAUCCGCUUGGAGUUAGAUUUAGGGAAAGAAAAUCUAAUGAAAAAAAAUGAAACUACAGAGACCAAAACCCAAGAAUUAAAGAAAUGCCCAGAUCCCUCUCCACUUCUAGUUGGGCCUCUCAGGGUUGAGUUCUCUACGCCUGUCAGCUUGGAUACAGUGAGCAAGGAGAACCCAGGCCUGCAGGAAGGAGGUCGCUACAAAACACACGACUGUGUCGCCCUCCAAAAGGUUGCUCUCAUCAUCCCCUUCCGCCUUCGUGACGAGCACCUCAAGUUCUGGCUCUACUACCUCCAUCCCAUCCUUCAGCGCCAACAGCUGGACUAUGGCGUCUAUGUUAUCAAUCAGGAUGGAGACAACACGUUCAACAGGGCCAAGCUGAUGAACAUUGGCUAUGCUGAGGCCCUGAAAGAGUAUGACUACGACUGCUUUGUGUUCAGUGACGUGGACAUCAUCCCCAUGGAUGACCGCAACAUCUACAAAUGCUUCAGCCAGCCCAGACACCUGUCUGUCUCCAUGGACAAGUUUGGCUUCAAGUUGCCCUAUAAUCAGUACUUUGGCGGUGUCUCAUCGUUGAGUAAAGAGCAGAUCAUGAAAAUCAACGGCUUUCCCAACAACUACUGGGGCUGGGGUGGUGAAGAUGACGACAUUUUCAACAGGGUGAAUAACAGAAAAAUGUCUCUCUCUCGUCCGGACGGCGUAGUCGGAAAAUGCCGGAUGAUCCGUCACGAGAGAGACAAAAAUAACAACGACAAUCCUCAGAGGUUCAAGAGAAUAGCUCACACGUUAAAGACGAUGGAUACCGAUGGCCUCAACUCUCUCGAGUACGAAGUUGUUGCAGUUGAAAAGCAUGACCUGUUCACAAAGAUUACAGUAGACGUGGGGAUGCCACCCGAAGAUUAAAGAAGACAUGGACAAAGGAUGAAUGAGGAAGAGCUGGACAAGCAGGGCCCUGCGUGCCCGUUUGUAAAUCCAGCUCUGUGAAGAAGGCAGGAACCAUCUGGAAUGAGGUCAAGAAAACUGCCCAGAACAGUACGAGAGAUGCUUGGUAAGAGGGCAGCGCACAAUCUAUUUGUUGCAUUAACCAAUAACCUAUUGCAGAGGCUGCAGCGGUUAUGAUGCAAACAUGACUGAGCAUUAAUCUUUGAGGAGGUGUCAUGAUAUCCACCUACUAAUUGGUACUUUUGUCCCUCGAGCGCCCAAUUGGCUGAGCAUUGUGUUGUGCUGCCUUCAACUGCUUUCGCUGUAACUCGGUAAAACAAGGUCACAACUCUGAAAUAACCCCCCCUCCAAGUUCCAAUUACAAGUGAGAAAGUCUGAGAUGAUUUUGAUACCCAAGUUGCGACGUUUCAUCUCUGACCUUUCACCUUUUCAAGGAGCAAACUUUAGGUUUACAAAUACUGUAUUUUUGCCCUACACUAGUGUAUUCUGUGUGUAAAUCUGAACUUUAAUUUAGUAUUUUGUAGAUAUUGGGCUAUUAUAGUCUGGCUACUGUGUGAGCCAUGGGAAACUCCAACACAAUGUUCAACUGUUCAAAAUCAAAUGACAGAGACCUCUUCUUUAUUUGCCAAUUGCUUUAUUAUCUGGUCAUGAUGAUGUCAUUUGUUUGGUGAUGUCAAAUCCCACUAGCAGCUCUCCUCCUUCAUGACGAAGAUGUCCGUUCUGGUUUCCCUGUAGAGAAAGGAAUGUUUAUGCCAUGAUUUAUUUAUUAUGUCGUUGGGUAUGAAUUAUGUUCAAUAUGGUUGUAUUACACAUUCAAAUGGAAUUCAAUGAAACCUGCUCUCAUGGAGUCUUAAUUUGAUCACUCUUUUGUUGCUGAGAAUUUUCUUGCACAGCAGGAAAUGCAAACGUGUAGUGUAUUUGAGUUUUUAAAAAGGCUUCUAAAGUUUGUUAUUUCAAUUUAGAAAUUGCAGACUUGAUUUGCCCUAACGAAAAAUGUACUAACCCAUACAAAAAUAUCCAUUCAUUAUAAUCCACAUUUCCUGUUUGCUGCAGGAUUUUUUUUUCCUGCUGUAGCAAACUGGCUCAAAUUAAGAUCCUACAUCCAUAGUAUCUGUGUGUCAUUAUCUAGGUUUCCAUCCAAUUGGAGACAGAUUAUAAAUAUUCUAAAGUCCACAAAAAGAAAACAAGCACAUUUUCCCACCAGUGGUGUGUUUCCACCAAACGGACCCUUUUCAGAUCAAAUUCAGCGCUUGAUGACGUAGCGCACACAAAAUGUACUUUUUCGCUUAAGUUUUCAUGUACCGAAUAAAGAUCUAAAGUUCAAUGUGUUUCCAUUGCAUUUUCAACUCUACCGAUAGUUUUGUCACAAAAACUAUUGCGUUAAAUAGCUAAUGUACCUACUCUGGUCGUGGUACUUGCGCUCUAGACAACAGCUCGCAGCUAGCCUACAUAAGGAGAAUUUAUUUGUCAAACGGCAGUCAAGCAUUGAUCAUCAUGUCACCAAAAUAAGACCCUCGAUAUGUAUUGGAAAGGAGCAUCAAGGUCAUCUUGUACUUUCACCACCCUGUGAUGUUCAUCAUCAUUUAUUAAAUCUGAAGCCUAAUAAUCGGCAUGCUUUCCAGAGUUGUAGUGGGAGGUCCACACACCAUAUCAUCGCGUGACUUCAAGUUUACUUUGAUAUUAUGGUUAUUAUAUCAAUAUGUGUGCUUAAUGGCGUUUCCACCACCAUGUCUCGCAUAAUUCAUUAUACCGACACAAAAAGAGCCCACCAUGUCCAACAAAUUAGGCCUAUCUGUUGGCAUUUAUAAAAUGUUACCUAAACUACCUGUUUCCAUCACAGCUGUCAUGUUUUUUUUUUAAAUAAGGUAUGACUUUACUCACAAAACUGUGGAUGGAAACGUGGUUCCAGAAGCACUUUAAUGGGCACAACAUUACAUUGUAGGAGCCUACAGAAUGUGGAUUUUCCUGAAAUACUGGUUUGAUUGAACUCAGUCCCUUGUACUUCAGCGUUAACCUGGAGGUGUUGAGUGUUGUUUCUGUAAACUGACUCUCACAGCUUUAUAGUGAUAUGGUGGGACAGGGCUGUGAGAAAGGAGCAGCUGUGUACCAGAGACAUCAUUCCAAUACUUUUUGUGUGUUUCAACUUGUCUGGAAUGCCUGAUGGGCAGGGUUAGCCGUUUUGGAACUAGUCUAUUGGUUCCAUUGUGCCAGGCAAGCUCAAUCAAGCCCCGUUUUAAGUAUCUGAAAUGAUUUCAAAUAAUACUUUAACCCAGGUCGGCACAGUACUCACUGUCUCUGGACACAGAGUGCACACUCGUUGGGGUAGGUGUUGCCAUCGGAGCCACACACAGGAGCCAAGUUCAUAGGGCAAGCCAGAAUCUCCACCGUAUCAACACAAGAUGGCUGCAAAACAAUAUGACAUUACUGUUAAGACCAAGAGCAUGGGCAGUCAGGAGAGUGUAAUGUUUCGUAAUGCGAAGUUAGAAAUGCAUUGUGUAGAACAAGUAUGAACGAUAUGAUUGCAUGUCGUGUGGAAUAGGGGUCGAUUGUGUCAGGCUCUAUUGAUUACAUUUCUAUCUGCUGACACUUUCUGAAUGUUUCAUGACACUGAAUUCACAGACUAGGGUGAAAUUGUCCCUAGAUGCUGAUCUUGGGUUUUGCGUUUUCCCCGCUAAUGGUUAAGGUUAUGAUUGGGGGAGGGGAAGCUGAUCCUUAAUCUGUACCUAGGGGGAAUUUUACCCCCAGCUGAAUUCACACCAGGUUUGGUUUACAAAGCAGCAUUUACAUUAAACAUGCCAAAAUCAGCCUUACCUUUCUGUAAAGUCCAGAGUUUUCUUCUUCUGCGCCUGAAGAAAACAAAUAGUAUGUUACAAUGUUUUUCAAAUCACCUCAAGAAUGUUAUUACAAUGUCAGACUAUGGAGGUUAAGGUAACAUCGUACACAUUUAACCAUCAUCUCAUGUACUGUACAUUAAAACUGGUAUAUCAUCUGAUCACUUAGCCUUAAUAGUUUCAACAUAGUUUCAUAGUCCCUCGACUCCAGCAGGUGGCAGAAUCAAGCUUUCCCCAUAGUUACUGAACUACUCCACUGUUCAAUCAAUGCUUUCUUUCUUUAUUCAAUUAAAUUCAAUAAACUUUAUUAAACCCCAAGAUAUCACACAGAAAACAGUUGUACUUGACCUGCAAUGG
This is a messenger RNA of Oncorhynchus gorbuscha (pink salmon), 4360 nucleotides long. Its product is annotated as beta-1,4-galactosyltransferase 1-like. Gene Ontology annotation, biological process: protein N-linked glycosylation; carbohydrate metabolic process. Gene Ontology annotation, molecular function: cytoskeletal protein binding; beta-N-acetylglucosaminylglycopeptide beta-1,4-galactosyltransferase activity. The record is from RefSeq and is a predicted model, not a curated record. The coding region runs from base 54 to 1133 and encodes 359 amino acids. The transcript is spliced from 7 exons. Lineage: Eukaryota; Metazoa; Chordata; Actinopteri; Salmoniformes; Salmonidae.